AUGCAUGGCAAAGGCCCGCAACUCCCUAGUUGCAGAGCUCAGAUGUUUUAUGGACAAAACUCAAGACAAACUGAGGGUUGGUCCAGAACACUCAUAGAGGUCAAUCUCCAGCUCAUGCUAUCUUUCGAAGCUGAUCAUCACUCGUCAUACCGUCAUCUCGUAUAUCCGUCAAACAUGAAGCAUAUGUUAAUAAAGGCUGCGUCUGCGGCCCUGAUCCUGACUGCCGUGAUGGCAGCGGAUGGUCCAAUGGUCCCCGACUACGAAGUGCACCUGCUGAUGAACCCCUCUGCUGUUCUCGGUUCCGACUUCAAGCUCACGCCCACUGUCCUCUCCACGUUUGCCAUGCCGACGACCGUUACAAAGAUCAACGUACAAUAUCUUGACACAAUUACUGAGGAUUUUCAUGUCAAUGGCUGGAGCUGCCGCAUCCGCAAUGUCGAAAAUAAGAGCGGCUUCGACCUCACCUACAAGUGGCGUCUACCAGUCAACAACGGGGACAUCAAUGGGGCGUUGAACACGGCUUUUAGCGACGGUUGGAACUCGGGCCAAGGCAAUUACGAUGCUCAGAUCGAUUGGCUCUAUUCUUCACAAACCCUCUCUAUCCAAAGAGACUACUCCGCUUCGUCACAGGGAUACAGUGGUACAGACGAUCCAAGCGAGAAGGACUCGCGAAUCAUGCUCGAAGACAACGCCCCAGGCAUGUUUGACGACUGGGUCUCGGACGGCUGGGGCACCGACUUGCUGAAGAGCGCUGUGAUUUACAGCCCAGUUUUGACCAAGCGCUCCACCGGAACGUGGAACGGUCUCGAGCUCGAUAUCGAAGUCUGGCCGAUUGAGAACUCCAGCGGCACAGGAAUUGAGUACCUCGUUGAGGCCUCGUUCAAAACGGACGAUUAUGACACAGCGUCAACAUUGCGCGACCAAUUGAUAACGCUCCUACAGAACAAUGGCUGGUUCUUGGCCGAGAGCGUGUCCAAGGAGGACCUGGUCAUGGAAAACUACCAUCCAACAUCCUAG
Molecule: messenger RNA, 1017 nt
Organism: Trichoderma reesei QM6a
Lineage: Eukaryota; Fungi; Ascomycota; Sordariomycetes; Hypocreales; Hypocreaceae
Exons: 2
Coding region: 1-1017 (338 amino acids)
Source: RefSeq, a predicted model, not a curated record